AUGAUCCGAGUGGAUGACCCACAGUUGUUCGUCUUCUCGAUGUGGUGUCUUCGUCUUUUUAUCGAAUCGGAUCUUCCUCAGUGGAGCAUCUCUCGAAUGAGCCAUACUCACCUUGGUCUUUUCUACAGCUCAGUUGAAUCACACGACGAAAACCCGGUAAUUACACCGUUCAUUGAGCUUCUGCCAAAUAUCACCUAUAAAGGAAACGAGAUUCGCAUCGCUCAAUUCAACUUUGCUGGACUUUUCCCACCACCCGAUGUUAUGGCGGUAUGUCAUGAUCCCACCUCAUCAAAAGCUUUGGACAACUUGCUAGAGGAAAAUGAACAAUUGGAUUGUCUCCGUGAAAUACGUGCUGGUGGCUACGAUGAGGAACGUGAGACAUCGAUGGUACCGAUUCGUUCACCACAAUCACCUAACUCGCGUACUGUUGUUUGUAGUUUUCGCUCAGCAGCCGGUGCACCAAAUUUUGGAUUCAACAAACAGUAA
Molecule: messenger RNA, 486 nt
Organism: Angiostrongylus costaricensis
Lineage: Eukaryota; Metazoa; Nematoda; Chromadorea; Rhabditida; Metastrongylidae
Source: the annotation of a GenBank genome assembly